Molecule: messenger RNA, 882 nt
Organism: Nicotiana attenuata
Lineage: Eukaryota; Viridiplantae; Streptophyta; Magnoliopsida; Solanales; Solanaceae
Product: protein EPIDERMAL PATTERNING FACTOR 2
Exons: 2
Coding region: 353-733 (126 amino acids)
Biological process (GO): stomatal complex development; guard cell differentiation
Source: RefSeq, a predicted model, not a curated record
GCCACUUCUAGUCUCCAUUGAAACUUUCACGAAAAAUAAGCUCACCUUCCAAUUACAUGAGUAAAUUCUACGUAGUAAUAAUUCCAUAAUCACUAUCAAUUGUGUGUGAAUUGGGAAAAUGCAAUCACCAUAUCUCACAAGGUUCAAGCCCUGUUCAUCACUGCAACUCUGCCUCUUUCAUGUGAUCCUUUUUUUGUGUUAUCUCUUCAUACUCUUGCCUGUGACUUGCUUCAAUUCUACCUCCUUUUAAAUAUCCAUGCAUUUUUCAACAUAACCAAACUUGUUUUCUACCAUCAACUAGCUAAGAAUUUGAUCACAAAGCUAAGAGGAAAAAGAAGGACGUUUAGAGCCAAUGAAGGGCUGCGUGUGCACCUCAACUGUUCUCAUUCUUCUAAUUGUGUUCCUCCCAGUUGUCAUCAAUGCCAGACAUAUUCGCAAGCUAAAUUCACCAGAAGAGAUGAAUCAACCAGUGAGUCAAGUUAGCAGAAAAAAGGCGACGGCGAGUACAGAAAUGAUGUGGGAAUUAAGAAGGGGAUCAAUGAUGCACAAAAGAGCAGCAGAUACAUUGCAAAUAGCAGGGUCAAGGUUGCCAGAUUGUUCACAUGCAUGUGGAUCUUGUAGACCUUGUAGAUUAGUCAUGGUUAGCUUUGUUUGUUCAUCUCUUGAAGAAGCUGAGACUUGUCCUAUGGCUUACAAAUGUAUGUGUCAUAACAAGUCAUACCCUGUUCCUUAAAUGAGAUUCAGAAAAUUAUUCACACAAAUGUCAUCAUAUAGAGUUUUUGUUUCUUAGAGCUUUUAUUUGUACUUCCUUUUCCCAUAUGUAGGCAACAUUCCUAUGUGUAAACAAAGAGAAUUACUACUAAUUUCUGCACUCAUUGAUUU